GCGGGGAGAGGAGGGCGGAGGGAAGAGGAGGAGGCGCCGUUGCUGCCGUUUGCCUCGGCAGCUGCGAGAGCCGGCACUGGUCCGCAGCAGGCUGCCGCCAACGCCGCCAUGGACGAACAGGCGGGGCCCGGCGUCUUCUUCAGCAACAGUCACCCAGCGGCAGCCGCGGGUGUCAAGGGGCUCGGGCCGCUGGCUGAGGCAGCGGCCGCGGGCGACGGGGCGACUGCGGCGGCUGCGGCGCCUGCGGGGGCGGCCCGAGCCCAGUACAGCCUCCCAGGGAUCCUGCACUUCCUGCAGCACGAGUGGGCCCGCUUCGAGGUGGAGCGCGCCCAGUGGGAGGUGGAGCGGGCGGAGCUGCAGGCCCAGAUUGCAUUCCUUCAAGGAGAAAGGAAAGGACAAGAAAAUCUGAAGAAAGAUCUAGUAAGGAGGAUCAAAAUGCUGGAAUAUGCUCUUAAACAGGAAAGAGCCAAAUAUCAUAAAUUGAAGUAUGGAACAGAGUUGAAUCAGGGAGAUAUGAAGCCUCCAAGUUACGAUUCUGAUGAAGGCAAUGAAACAGAGGUACAACCACAACAAAAUAGCCAGUUAAUGUGGAAACAAGGAAGACAGCUGCUUAGGCAGUAUCUGCAGGAGGUUGGUUACACGGAUACCAUACUAGAUGUAAAAUCAAAACGGGUACGAGCUUUGUUGGGCUUUGCAAGUGAUGUCACCGAGAGGGAAAAUGAGAAAAAUCAGGAGUCAGUUAUAAAUGGAGCAGAAGCUGAAGUUCAUAAGGAAACAGUGAUGAUUGGGAAACCAGAGUUAACUGAUUCUGCCUCUGUACUGGAUACUUUCAAAUUCCUUGAAAAUGCAGACUUCAGUGAUGAAGAUGAUGAAGAUGAUAUUGAUGGGAGAGAGAAAACCAUCAUUGAUACUUCAACGAUUGUUAGGAAAAGGGUGUUAUCUGAUAGCAGUGAAGAUCGAGAAACAAAAGAAGCUCUAAAGGAAUUUGAUUUCUUGGUUGCAUCAGAUGAAGGAGAUGGAGAAUCUAGAAGCAUAGGCGAUGGAACAGAAUGGGAAAAGGAAGACCAGUGUCUCAUGCCUGAAGCCUGGAAUGUGGACCAGGGAGUAAUUACCAAACUCAAGGAGCAAUACAAAAAGGAGAGAAAGGGGAAAAAGGCGGUGAAGAGAAAAACUACCGAAGAUCUGUUUCAGCCUCUAUCCUAUAUAAAACAGUCAAAACAGGGAUGUGGGAGAAUGAUGGAUCAAAGCCCAGGGCCCAACAGGUCAAAAUUACAAGAUAUGCUUGCUAACUUGAGAGAUGUUGAUGAACUUCCCUCCUUGCAACCAUCUUUGGGAUCACCUUCUAGACCGAGCAGUUCAAGGCUUAAUGAGCAUGAAAUUAACAGAACAGAUGAAGUGGAAGCAUUAACAUUUCCUCCUACAUCAGGGAAGUCAUUUAUCAUGGGAGCAGAUGAAGCCCUUGAAAAUGAGCUUGGUCUUGGUGAAUUGGCAGGCCUUACAGUUGCCAAUGAGGCUGAUUCAUUGACUUAUGAUAUAGCAAACAACAAAGAUGCUUUGAGGAAAACCUGGAAUCCAAAGUUUACAUUAAGAAGUCACUUUGAUGGAAUUCGAGCACUUGCUUUCCAUCCAGUUGAGCCAGUUUUGAUAACAGCAUCUGAAGACCAUACAUUGAAAAUGUGGAAUUUGCAAAAAACAGCCCCAGCAAAAAAGAGUACUUCUCUUGAUGUGGAGCCUAUUUAUACAUUCAGAGCUCAUAAAGGUCCAGUUCUCUGUGUAGUAAUGAGCAGCAAUGGUGAACAGUGUUAUAGUGGAGGGACAGAUGGCCUUAUUCAAGGCUGGAAUACAACAAACCCAAACAUCGAUCCCUAUGACUCUUAUGACCCUUCUGUUUUAAGAGGUGCGCUUAUGGGCCACACAGAUGCAGUUUGGGGUUUGGCUUAUAGUGGAGCACAUCAACGUUUAUUGUCCUGUUCAGCAGAUGGCACUCUUCGUUUAUGGAAUACAACUGAAAUAUCUCCAGCCCUAAGUGUAUUUAAUGAUAAUCAAGAACUGGGAAUUCCUGCCUCUGUGGAUCUAGUGAGCAGUGAUCCAAGCCAUAUGGUAGCUUCAUUCAGCAAUGGAUAUACUAGCAUCUUUAACAUGGAAACACAACAGCGCAUUCUCACUUUAGAAGCCAACCUAGAUACAACCUCUAACAUGUCAUGCCAAAUAAAUAGAGUCAUCAGCCAUCCAACACUUCCAAUUAGUAUUACUGCUCAUGAAGACAGACACAUUAAAUUCUAUGAUAAUAACACAGGAAAACUGAUCCAUUCAAUGGUUGCCCACUUAGAAGCUGUUACAAGUUUAGCAGUUGAUCCUAAUGGCCUAUACUUGAUGUCUGGCAGUCAUGACUGUUCAAUACGUUUAUGGAACCUAGAAAGCAAGACGUGUAUCCAAGAAUUCACAGCUCAUCGAAAAAAGUUUGGAGAAUCGAUUCAUGAUGUGGCAUUCCAUCCCUCUAAAUGUUAUAUUGCCAGUGCUGGAGCAGAUGCCCUGGCCAAAGUCUUCGUAUGACAUGACACCUCCCUUUCAGCUUUUCACUUUUUCUGUAUAAUCAGCUGCACAUAAGAGAUAACAGAAGACAAAGGAGAAAGUCACCUUUUCUUGCCCUUUCAUUCUGCCAAUGGAGCACAGAGAACAUUUGUUAAAAUAUAGUUUUUGCGGUCAAUGUACUAUUUUCUAAUACCAGGGUUUAUUCAGGUUGCUACAAGCUCAGCUGGUUCUGUGAACCUGAAAACUGUUUCAAAUUAUUCCCGAAAGUUUAUGCUUUUAUUUGUGAGGGGGUUAUUCACCAGGCAGGCCUGGCAAACCUGAAACAAGGUUCAUUUAGUCCUUAUGGAGGAAUUGGGGUGCUCUUAAGGGAGAGAUACAUCAAUAACAUGAUUUAUUGGGGAGGGGUGGAGGGAGCAGGGGAACUUAAGCAUGUUUUUCAUUUGAGAAAUUUUGUCAAACAUAUGCACGUUAGGUAGUCAAAACAGUGGCUUUUAAUAUGUCCACUAGACUAACCCUUUUGUGAAUGAUAACCAGGCAGUUCUGAAAGAAAUUUAGUUUAGUGUGUCUAUGAGCUUUAUACAUAAAGUGACUGGGAAAACAUUUUACCUAUUAAAAAAAAAAGAAUGCAAUAAUAUGUUACAUAUAUUAUUCAAUAAUGCCAAUCAGAUACUUAGUUUGCAGGAAAAAUUAUAUAUUAUAUUACAUUUUUGAAAAUAGAGUUGUUACCAAGUGACUGAGAGUUUAGUUAUUAGAUAUUCAACUUUAAAGAGAAUGUUUCAUACAAUCUGCACUUACUAAGUGAUUUAACUUAUUCAAACAUUCAAUUUUGGGUCUUUAUUGUUCAAAGAAAGUCACUAGCACAGAUCUCUGACACAAAUAACCUGUAUUAUUGUUAAAAUUCAGUUUUAUUCUUGUGAUGUUUAUAAUAUUGAAAUGGUUAACCAUUCUUAUCGAAGAACUCACAACUGGAUAGAUGCAAAGCAAAAAAAAAAAAAAAAAGUUUAGAGAGAGUCUCAUUUAUUUAUAUUCACAUAACCAUGCUUCAGAUUACGUAUACUUCCUUUCUUCCCUAAACCUCAGGUUGGGCUAUCUGAUAGCCUUCAAUAAUACUAUCAUACUUUGUGUUGGUUUAAAAAAAAUGACCCAAAUGCAAUCUGCUAAGGUUGUAUUAGGUUCAUCCUAUUGCUUUUUGUAUUAAAAAAAAAAAAAAAGCUAACCAAAGCACAAGCAGUAUACCUUCAAAAACCCCUUUUAGCUCUGCUAGGAGGGAGGACAUCUGGGUGAAAAAGCAAUAUCUUUUUUUUUUUUUUUUCUGUAAAGAGCAAUGAGUUUAAUUGUUGGUUCUGGAACCUAUGACUGAGAAUUGAUUUCUUUCUGAAACAAGUGUAUUGGCUGCCUCUACUCAACUUUAUACUUUUCAGAUUUCUAGUACCUUGCUCUUACUGCCUAAGUGAAAGCUGUUUUGCCUCCUAUACCAUCCCUUUUCUUGGACACCUAAAUCAGGUACCAACUGAAAACAAUUAUAAAUCACUGAAUAUGACAACUUUGCUUUUAGUAGCCUCUCAAGUCUGAAAAAAAAAGUAACAGGCCAUAAUAAAACCUUUUGCUCUUCUGAAAACUUAUCAAUGCAACUUAUCAGUGUCAAAGCAAUGGUGUUUCUGAUUGUGGUGAUCAUCAGUGAUCUGAAGAAGAAUAGUUGGUAUGGGUUACAUUUUAUGAUUAAACUAAGUAUGUAAAAUAUAUAAUAAAAUAACAUUCUAAUGUUUUAAUUUAAAUUUGCUAUGGGGUAAAUGGGAUAUGGUCACUAGUUAGUAUGAGAUGAGGAACAGGAUUCUCUGCAGACCCUAUUUUGUAUGCUAGAACAACAAAGAUCCAGAUACUUCCUCAAUCCUUGAUCCCAGGUGAUGCCAUCUAUUCUUUUUGUGGAGAGAUCAUGGGCUAUUUAAAAAAAAGAAAUCAUACAGCUCUUCCUUAAAAAUAGAGAAUACAGCAUGACCUUUAGCUGAGCUCUGAUGUCAUUCCUUUCUGCAAGAGAUACUGGGAAUAUCACUGCCCUGUGGAUGCUUGUUGCUUACUGUCUUUUCCAGAUUACUGUUCACUUGUCUGCUGGGACUCUGAAUCUAGAUAUCUGGCUAGGAAAUAAGAAAUUAUAGUUAUUAGUUACCUGGAUAUUAUUAGUCUAGGUAUCUAGGAUGCUGGUACCUUUGAUAACAUUAAUGAUUGUGAUGGGCAUUGUCUUAAAUGGGGAAAUUUGAACAUGUUGGCUUCUAGGUCACUGUUCUGGUCAUGAGGAAUCCAGAGGCUCUUUCUGUGAGCUUAUUCUGUUCUCAAAUCUAAACACCAUAAAAUGAGCCAUUCUACCAAGUAAUGUUGAAUUUGUGGUAACUGGAUUCUAAAGAUGCCUAAGUUUCUCUUUUGGAAGCCUUCAAAAUAGGUAAGCUAAAACUGCAAUAAGGGUUCUAUAGGGGCUCUUAAGGAUACUCUCCAGUCAAUAGAAGGACCAGAAAUCUCUAUUGGAACUAUUUCAGAAAGUCUCACCAGUGAUCUUAUAUUUUUGUGCUAAUGUUCCCAAAGAGCUUAAGAUAAGCUGGGUCUUUCUUUUCCUUCCCUCCUCCCCCAUUCUAGCUGAUUAGAUGAGAAGCUAAGGCUUCCUUAUAGAAAGUAACUUCAUUGCUGAAUCUAAUUCUGUAGAAUUAGGAGUCAAGGCCAAAUAAAAUUACACUGGUGCUACUGGAGAUUGAAAAAAACAGGCAUAGGACAAGAGAAUUCCCUCCCCAUUGACUUUGCUGGCCUUAAGGUGGCUAAAUAAAUCAAUGGAUCAUAUUUAUGGAAGUCUUUUGCUUUGGGUUCUAGGCAGCGAAAGUGAAGCAAACUUCUAUGAUACUGCAUUGAAUGGUUGGCUGCAGAAAAAAAACAUUUGGGAUGAAAUUUGAAGGUGGUGACUAACUCUGGGGGCAUACAAAUCAAGGUGCAGCCUUCUGACAAUAUCUUCCAAUCUUGGCUCCUGUGGUAUCUUGAUUUCAUGUUAGAUACAAACUAAUGGCCUAUGCUGAUUUCCAUAGCUAGAUGUGUGUGUAUGCUACUGUAUUGCUAUAUGCUAUAUAGUUGCUAGCAUCUUAAUUUUGACACAAUUACCCUCUUCACUCAUCUGUACUUUCAUCUUGUACAUCAUCAGCAUUUUUAUUAACAGGUCUAGUCUGUGUUGGCAAAUGAAUUGGACUUCAACUGUUGCCUGUAGUGGUAAAGUACCAAUGAAUUUAUGAUGCCAAGAAAUAGAAUGAUAAAUUGUAUUCUAUAAAUUCUCUUCUCACAUUCUUCAUGAUGUGAAAAUGGUGACUCGCUUACCUGACUUUUAUUGAGACAAGUUGGCAAAUUCAGGCAAGAAUCACUGAUUUGAGAUGCUCUAGCUCCUGUUCUUCUGUUCCUGCUUUUAAUGUCUUCAGUUUCCCUUGCCUAUUUCAUUGAAAUUCUCAAGCCCAAGCCACCUAUCAUCUUACUUAUUACUCCUAUAAAAUAUUUGUAUUUGCACAAGUAGUAUAACUGAGGUAUGUAUACAAGUGUGAACAGUGACUGAUGAAAAUCCAUUUGGGAGCUGGUAUUACAUGCCAUGAGUGAUUACACAUGUGACAUUCUCUUCCAGUAUUAUGAGGCUUCAUUGUGGACAUUGAAGAAAGUAGUUAAUACAGUGUAAGUCUCAGUCAACUUUAGCUUGAAUUCAGCAAAUGUGCACUAAAGAUUCCAGCCCAAUGAUAAAAAUGCUUUUAUAGUUUUUGAUUUGUGAGUGUUUUUUUCAUGAACUUUAUCCUUAAAAUAGAGUAUGGUAAGGAAAGACAGGCUCCUACCUUGUUCACAUGAGAUAUGAACACAGAUGUGCUCUUGGAGCUUGCAGCACCCUUCUCAGUACUGAAAUGUCAUAAGAAUUUAUUUGCUAUAUUCUGACCAGACCAUAAACAGAUAUUUUAACAUCAGUGAUAUGAUUAUCUUCAGUAUUUUUCUAUUGACCAAGGUUAGGAUUUUUUUUUUUGCCAUUAAUAGGUAAUACGUUAUGCAAAGUAUUUAGCUUUUAUAAUACAUUAUAAUUGUUUUAAAAGGUGGGGGGUAAAAAUGGGCUGCAUCACUGAGUAAUGUAUUUUACAUGAGAAAUUUCCCUUGGAUUUGACUUUCAUUCCUUUAGUACUCUUGUUAUAUUUCUUUUGGAAGCAGUUAAAAAGAUUUAUUUGAAAACACCUAAAAGUUAUGUAUAUUUUAUAAAUAUAUAUAUUACUAGAAACACACAUAUAUAGACUAUAUAUAUAUAGUGUAUGUGUGUGUGUGUGUAUAUAUACACACAUACAUACAUACAUAUAUACACACACAUACAUAUAUAUACACAUAGACAUAGACUAUAUCUAUUAAACCAUAGGUGCAUUUUGCUGUUUUAUGUAUUGAGUUCUUUGGGGUAGUUUUUGCAAAGGUUAAGAUAUGAGUAUGACAUGAGUGUUGUACUAUUUGCUUAUGUAAUACAUAGUUUUAAAUGUUUUAACUACUGUAUAUAUUAUAUACACUAUAGGCCAGCAUGUUUGUUGGAAAGAUUGUCAUCCUAGUUUAUUAAAAUUUAUAUGUAAGAAAAACUGGCUAUUCAAAUGUGAAUUGAAAAAAUUCUAUUCUAAAAUAUUACAUUAAACAUUUAGGCUUUUUAAUGAAUAGAUCUUUUAUUGAAGGUAAUAGUUAAGGAAGGAGAGGUGCCUUUUAAAACACAAAACAAUAUAGCCUUAUAAUGAGGAUGAUGGGAAGAGUGUGUAUUUUGUAUGUUUGUGUGUGUGUAUACAUGCACGUAUACAUGUGUAUACUGGAUAUGUAUUGUGUGUAUAUAUAUACACACACAUGUGAACUGUGGUCCUUAAUGUUUCCUUACUGUAUUUAUUAAAUUUGUGGGUCUUCAGGGUAUUAUGUGUGAGCCCAUCUCUGUGCUCUUCUGAGUACUACAUAACACUUUUUUAGAAUAUUUAUGAGAAAUUAGAAAUUUCAAUGGAGGAAAGGCUAUGCUAUUCAUUUUUUUAUAUUUGUAUUAGAAUUUAUAUAAGAAAAAGUGCAUGUCCACAAAAUGAUGGAACCUUAUUUAAUUUGGGUAACUAUGUCUCUUGAAAGGUUCCUUUUUUAAAAGCUUCAUGUAUUUUAUCUUUUUUUUUUUUAAUUUUCACUGGAGAUAAUAUGUUUCAACUAGCAAAAUGUUAUUUUUAGAUCAUAUAGUUCUGGACAAGUUAAAAAUCCCAUCCUAAGAAAGUUUUAAAGCAUUUAAACAGCAUCUUCCAUACCUACCUCUCUAUCACUAUCUCCAUAUUUUUCUUUAAAGGAAAAUCUUGUUAUGUCUGAAAUGAAGGUUUAUACAGUCUACAAAUAUAUUUUGGUGCUAAAAAUUUUGUCAUUUAAGUUACACGCAGUCUAGAUUUCCCAAAUAAAAUUUUAGAUUUAGAAUUCUUUUGUUCAUUGUGGCUUGUGAAUGACUAGAGUUAAUAAGUCUUUAGUUGAUGAGUAUGAGAUCUUAGUCACCAAGUUUCUCACUUAGUUUUAAGUGUCAUUACUCUGAUGGAUCCAUGACCAUUCCAUAUUCUUCCCUCCACCAGUAUAGAUCAUAGCCUCUUCAUAUCUUCUUAUCUAGUAUAAUUCUUAUCCAUGGCAAUGUGUAAAUCUUCUGUAGUCAAUCUACCUAGUGUGCUGAAAUCUGUUAGCCCACUUGCUUUCUUGGUCAUAAAUGUGAUCAAUGAUGCCAUUCCCAUUACUACUUCCUUUCAAAUCAUUCUUGGUAAUAUGUUAUAUCCUACUUGUACUUACCAUAUGUUUUUCCAUUGCCCUUUGAGAAUUACUACUAUAAAUUUACCAAAGGUUGAAGCUGAACUAAUGUAUCAAAAGGAUCAUUGAAAAGAGCUUUCCAGAGAAAUUUAAUCAGAUUAUUUUAAUAAUUUACAAAUAUCUGAUUUUGAUUACAGCUAUUACUAAUGGCACCUAUGUUAAGACAUUUUUUGUAAUCUUAUUAAAUGUUUUCUGUGGAAUUGAGAUUGCCACAAAUUAUAACUCAUAGAAACUUAUUGUUAUGAUUUGGCCUUAAUCUCUUGAUUAUUACUAAAGUUCAUUAAGAAAAAGGAUCUAGAAAUCUGCCUGAUUAAAAAAAAAUUAUAUACUAUUUUGCUAAUUUUGACUUAACCAUUAAAAGUUCUUGUUUUUGUUUUCCACUUGUUUGUCCUUUUCUAUAUGAUAGGUGGCAUUUUGACAGAAAGAUGAAAAGGUUAAAGCAUUUAACUGAUCUUUCUUAUGUCUUUGCACUUUUCUUCUGUGACACUUUUCAAGUACCCUGAUUUCUUUGUAUGCAAAUGCUGUGUUGGACUUGACUCCCAGAAGAAACUACCUCCAUGGCUAUCUCCUCUCAUACAUCUUAAGAUCAGGAAUUGACAUAUACUUUGCUCUUUGUUUCUACAUCUAAAUUUGUCUUUUUCCAGUAUUACUCAGCAACCCCUUUUCCUUUGAGGUUUGUUUCAUUCAUUUAUUGUCUCCUAAUCCAUACCUUUGUUGUGUUUAUCUGCCAGUUUCUAAAUCCUAUUCAAUCCAUAAUCAUUCAGCAGAUAAUAUUUAAAGUGUCUACUGUGUGUGAGGCACUGUACAAGUUAUUCCUCCUUUUAAAAAAAGUUCAAAACCUGUUUCAGUCUUCCUUAUUUUAUACCUAUGCUUAUCCUAAUAAUGUCAGUUCAGUUCCCAUGAUCCUCAUCUUCAUUCACCAACACCAGUAGUGUGGACAGUCAUACCUUUGAUCUAAUAGUACUUACACAUAACUACUGCCUUCUUUUUCCAUAAUCCCUAACUUCCCUCUGGUUCUUAAGUACCUGUCUUUCAACUACUUCAUUCAUUGUCUUAAGCAAGACUAUUAGUUUUUCCAUGCCUUUUCUUUCCCAGUUUACCUGUGCUCUAACUUCAUUUUAUUCCCUUUGUGAUCUUAAUGAGUUCAAUUAGCUCUCUUUCCUCUGUCUUUGAAUCCUCUGUUCUCUUAUACCACUACACAUGCCUAGCCAAAUCCCAGCUUCACAUCACUCCCACCAUUUGAUGCAUACACUCCUAUUCACAUAUUACUGAAUGUCACUGGAAAUUUCACGUUGGUGCAAAUUAGAUCCAACACAAAUUUCUCCUUUAACACAACUGGACCUUUAUUGAUAAAGCAAAUCUUUUUAUUCUUGAGUGACUAUCAUAUUCUCCACAGUAACUUUGAAUCUCUUCUCUCCUCAAACCCUUCCUUUCCUUUCAGCUGUGUAUCUUGUCUCCUUUAUUGAAUGGGGGGAAAAAAACUAUCCAUCAUAAUCUCUUUCCUAUUCAUUAUCCUUCCACAUCAUCCUCCAUUCUUUUACUCCUUUGUACCAGUCUCUAAGGAAAAAGUGACCCCCUCCCUCUUUAUUUUUGGUUGACCCUUCUUGUGUUAUAUAGUUCUUCUGUUUGUGCAUUUGAUCUUGUUUCCUCCAUUCUCCUGCAGAAAGUUAUGUCAUUGAUCAUUUCCUCUUAUAUUCAGUCUCUCCAUAGCUAUUAGAUUCUUCCUGCUUUUUACACUCAUGCCAGGUCUCCCCAUCCUUAAAAAGCUUGUAUCUUUUUGCUUUUUUGUAGGCAAUUUCCCAGAAGGGACUCUGUAUUUUCUAUUUUCUAUUUUCUAUUUUCUAUUUUCUUAUUUUCUAUUUUCAUUAUCUCACUUAGCUACUAACUAACUACCACUUAGCUUAAAUUCAGGAUCAGUGAAACUUUCCUCUGCAAGGUUAUCAUUGAUUUCUUUACUGCUAAAUCCAGUGUUCAUUUCUGCAACUUUGUAGUCCAUGUCUAGGUUUCAAUAUAGUUUUCUACCUAGACUUUAAUGCUGCUGCUGUCUUGGUUCUAUGAGAUCCUGAAUGUAGUUGCUACAUUAUUAUCUAUCUCCUACCCAUUAAGCAUGAACAACCUUCAAGACUAUAACCUGGCCCUUAUCUUCCUUUUGACUGCCCCCCCCCCCAUCUUAAUUGCUGUGAGUCAAUUAUUUCUAUGCAGAUAAUUCCCAGACUUGAGUUUGCAGUCCUGUUGUUACUCCUGAACUCCAGCCCUAUAUUACUGGCUAGCUGAUUAUCAGUCAGUUAGCAUUUAUUAAGUGCACACUAUGUGUCAGACAGACACUAUGCUUAAUGCUAGGGAUGCAAAAAGAACGGGAAAGUCGCUGCUCAGUCUAAUGGAGGAAAUAGCAAAGAUACAAAUAAAUGAUAAAAUAAAAAUCUCUACUUGAAUUUCAGAUUCAACAUAGUCCAAAACCCACUCCUUCAAACUUUAAUCUUCACCAAAGGAGAUCAUACAGAUUUACAGUCUGGGUACCAUUCUUGACUUUUUUUUCUUUUACUGCCUGUAUAUAGUUACCAGGUUUUAGUGAUUUUACUAACAAUUCUUGCAUUUGACUUCACUCACUGCUUAGCACAGUGAUUUGUAUAUAGUAGACAGUAAGCUCUUAAUUACAUGAUUACUGAAUUGAAUCAAAAUGAAUGAGAAAUAAAUAAAUUUUUUAUGCAUCUUAAAUUUUUUUUUUUUUAAAUCAAGGAUUUCCUGGAUUUUUGGUAGUCAAGCUUUUGAUGUGAAUUUUUCUGGGACCACUUGGGUGUCAUGUUUGCUGACUACCCAUGCUGACUUGGAUUCGUUCUUGUUGUUCACCAGUGAGUUAACCCAUAGUGCCUUGUUGAUAUAGAUGGAAUGAGUCUCUGUUGGUUGCCCUUUCCUCUCUAAAAAUAGAAUAGUUGAUUUGUCUAUAAGGAGCUGCUAAGUUGACAGUGCUACUUUUUCAAUUUUUAGUAAUUGAAAAUCAAUGAAUACUUGUAUUCUGCAUUUCACCAUCUCCUCAUGCCUUGAUCUCCACAUAGUUCCCAAGCCUACUACAUUUUUCUAUUUUAUUUCAUCAGUGCCUAUCUGGAACCUGUCCUAAAUUGGGGCUAGGGAAAAAGUUUCCUGUUUUUUAGUUUUUUUCCUCUGGAACUUGUCCUAAAUUGGGGCUAGGGAAAAAGUUUCCUGUUUUUUAGUUUUUUUCCUCUAGUUAAAAAUAGAUUAAUCUUUUUUGUUUGGUUUGUCAGUGAUAUCUGAGCCAUGUUAGAAAAGGCUGCUUCUUUGUAUCACUAAUAUAUAUGUAUGUAUGUAGAUGUUUUCUAAACUAUACAGAUUUUUCAGGGUCCUUAACUCUUCAUUGAGAUUUCCAUAUCAAAAAAUGUUCAUCCUUCAUCCUCUCCUCCUAUCAGUUAGCUCUGAAGUAAUUGAUUGAUUUUCAGGUAUUUUUUAUUUAGUCAGAUUAUCUAUAAAUUUAUCCAAAUGUUCAUUUUCAUGAUGAAAAUAUUUUCUUCUGUAAAUUCAGGGUAUGGGCAAGUUAAUUAAGAAACCCAUUUUGGGUGGCUCUAAAUGUACUCUUUUUAAAAAAUAAAGUGUAAGCACAUAGAGUCCAUGGUAUAGGUGUGCCAAGAAUUGUUAUAGAAUUAUGUCAGACCAGACUCUAACAGUGGAAUUAUCAGUGGGUGUAAAAUAUACUAUUUUAUUUUGUGGGAAUAGAAAAAAAGGAGUAAAAAAAUUAGCUGAAUGUAACCAUGUAUUGCACAGACUUGUAAGUGGCCCUAAGUGCUAGUUGUACUCAGGGAAAGAUGAAAGAUUUAUUAUGGAGAGGAUAUGUUCUCUGGAAAGCCAGUGAGAAUUAAAAUAUUUUGUUAAGUUAGGCACGUGCUACUUUUUGGAGACAUUUUACCCCUGCUGAUAAAUAUUAAAUUUUGUGAAUGUUAAGCUAAAUAGUUUUAAAAUUGGAUCAUUCAAGUGUUUAACAUAAGCUGUUUUCAAGUUAAAUCCAUUGAUUUUGGUAUAGACUUAAAAAUAAACUUAACUUCCUCUACA
Messenger RNA from Antechinus flavipes (yellow-footed antechinus), 12420 nucleotides. It is a transcript of the gene STRN, whose product is annotated as striatin. Gene Ontology annotation, molecular function: protein phosphatase 2A binding; calmodulin binding; armadillo repeat domain binding. Bases 109 to 2553 code for a protein of 814 amino acids. Gene Ontology annotation, cellular component: dendrite. NCBI's taxonomy places the organism in Eukaryota, Metazoa, Chordata, Mammalia, Dasyuromorphia, Dasyuridae. The transcript is spliced from 19 exons. The record is from RefSeq and is a predicted model, not a curated record.